Molecule: messenger RNA, 1521 nt
Organism: Osmia bicornis bicornis
Lineage: Eukaryota; Metazoa; Arthropoda; Insecta; Hymenoptera; Megachilidae
Gene: parvin
Product: beta-parvin
Exons: 5
Coding region: 72-1172 (366 amino acids)
Biological process (GO): substrate adhesion-dependent cell spreading; establishment or maintenance of cell polarity; actin cytoskeleton organization
Cellular component (GO): cytoplasm; focal adhesion; actin cytoskeleton
Molecular function (GO): actin binding
Source: RefSeq, a predicted model, not a curated record
GUCGAAUUCCCGUUCAUUCAUAAUAAAGCCUUUGGUGACGUCACCCACGUCAUGUAUAGGACUGUUAGGGAAUGAUGGCGUCUCCGCGACCAAAGUCUCCGCGACCACCCAUAUCUACGAAAAAGGAUGAAAAAGAAGAGAGUUUUUGGGAUAAAAUUGGCACAUUGGGGCGAAAGAAACGUAUUAAAGAAGUGCAAGAAGUACAGGAAGAAGGAAAAUAUGCAAUUGAUUCACCGGGAUAUGCUGCUAAUCCAGAAAUGCCUCCGGAAGAAUACGCGUUAGAUGAAAACGAAGAACGUUCCAUGAUAGAGCCUAGAUCUUUAGAAGAUUCUAAACUUAAAGAGCUUAUAUUUGUUUUGAUAGAAUGGAUUAACGACGAAUUAGCCGAUCAACGCAUUAUUGUAAAAGAUAUUGCGGAGGAUUUGUACGAUGGACAGGUACUGCAGAAGCUUUUAGAAAAGCUAACAGGAGAGAAAUUGGAUGUACCGGAAGUAACGCAGUCGGAAGAAGGACAGAAACAAAAGUUGGCUGUUGUUUUAUCAACUGCUAAUCGUGUACUUUGUCAUUAUCCCCCUUAUAAAUGGAGCGUAGAAUUGGUUCAUUCGAAGAAUAUCGUUGCUAUUUUACAUUUAUUGGUUGGUUUGGCAAGACAGUUUCGCGCACCUGUUAGAUUACCAGAAAGAGUUGCCGCUCAAGUUGUAGUCGUGCGUAAAAAAGAUGGUCAAUUGAUACACAAAACGGUCAGAGAAGAAAUUACGUCAACGUACGACGAUCUAGGAAUGCGUUGCGAACGCGAUGCUUUCGACUCUCUGUUCGAUGAUGGGCCCGAUAAAUUAGCGGUUGUUAAAAGAUCGCUAAUUACUUUUGUUAACAAGCAUUUAAGUAAAGUACAUUUGGAGGUAACGGACUUGGACACCCAGUUCCACGAUGGUGUUUUUUUAACGCUUCUACUGGGACUUCUCGAAGGCUUUUUCGUGCCUUUAGGUAGUUUUCAUUUGACACCUAAGACACACGAUCAGAAGGUGCAUAACGUAUCAUUCGCGUUCGAUAUCAUGCAAGAUAUUGGAUUACCAAAACCUAAAGCUAGGCCAGAAGAUAUCGUAAACUUGGAUCUAAAGUCUACUCUACGUGUGUUGUACAAUUUAUUUACAAAAUACAAGAGCAUGAAUUGAAAUUGAUGAAAUUGACAAGCAUUUCGAAAAAGCAACGCAUUAACGCAUUAACGCACUAACGCAUUAACACAUUAACGCACUAACCAGAAAAAAGAACGUAAGUUUCGCAUCGAAAAGAAAUUCAGUGCCUUUUAGAAUUAUUAUUAAUGUUAUAUGCUCGCAGUGUGUGAUCAAGGAAAAAGGAACGAGGAAGAGCCGAGUGAAGAAAGAAUGGUAAAAUGGAUACGUAUAAAAUUUUCCGAGAAACAAUGUAAUUUUUACAACGCUGUUAUUUGAAUCAAGAUAUAUAGAAUUUUGUACAUUGUCGAUAAACUUGACAAGUUGAAGAAAUAUAAUAUUUGAUACUUGA